CCGAGCAGCGGGUCAGCAGCUAAGGUGCAUUUCAGUCGAUAUUCGUUCGCAUCGCUUUCCGAAGAGACACGUGCGAACCGUACACAGUCCAUUCACGAUCCGAACGCGCACUCACUCAUCAAAAUGGAAUUGUCCAAAGAAGAUAUUGAACGCGUGAACUUCGUCUGGGGCAUCUACGACAGCACCAACGAAGGUGUCGAUGCUUUCUACUUGGGAGAUUUGCUCCGCGCUUUGGAAAUGAACCCAACAUUGGCCACCAUCGAAAAAUUGGGUGGAACCAAAAAGAAGGGCGAAAAGAAAUUGAUGGUGGACGAGUUCUACCCGAUAUUCGCUCAAGUGAUCAAAGACAAGGACCAAGGAGUGUACGAAGAUUUCAUUGAGUGCCUGAAACUGUACGACAAAGCCGAAGACGGUCACAUGAUCGGCGGUGAACUGACACACAUCCUCCUCUCCUUGGGAGAGAAAUUGACCGACGCGGAACUCGACGAAGUCGUCAAGGACUGCAUGGACCCCGAAGACGAGGACGGUAUGAUCCCUUAUGUCCCGUUUCUGGCCAAAGUUUGCGGAAAGCCCGUACCGGCCGACGACAACCCGUUCAACAAGUAAAACUAUAAAACUACACGCGCAUCGCUCCGACAUAAGCAAAUACACGUUAUUAUUUAUUUAUUAUUAUUAAUAUAAUUAUUAUUAUUAUUAUAUUAUUAUUAUUAUAAUUA
Messenger RNA from Diuraphis noxia (Russian wheat aphid), 716 nucleotides. It is a transcript of the gene Mlc1, whose product is annotated as Myosin light chain alkali. The record is from RefSeq and is a predicted model, not a curated record. Gene Ontology annotation, cellular component: muscle myosin complex. NCBI's taxonomy places the organism in Eukaryota, Metazoa, Arthropoda, Insecta, Hemiptera, Aphididae.